UGUAAAUAUCUUUAGAAAAGAAAGCCGUGUACAAAGAGAAAAAGCAGAACUCACCUACAGAAAACAAUUGGAGUCCAUAUUCAAGGAGCUGGAGCACAAAGUCAUUUCUCUGGUGAAGAAGGAGCUGAAGAAGUUUAAGAAGCUGCUGAGUCCAGAUUACCCAGCAUGCUCUGAGAGAGAGGUGGAGGAUGAGGAGGAUCAGAGCAGUGUCAUAGAGCGAGCGCUGAAGAUCACACUGCACGUCCUGGGGAACAUGAACCAGACAGACCUCGCUAACAUGCUACAUACCAAGCUGGUCUCUGAAUAUCAGCAAAAUCUCAAAAACAAACAGAUGGAAAAAUAUAAAGGAAUUAAUGAAGGAAUCUCUCAGCAUGGAAGCUCAACCCUUCUGAAUGAAAUCUACACAGAGCUCUACAUCACAGAGGGAGGGAGUGGAGAGGUCAGUAAUGAACAUGAGGUGAGACAGAUUAAGACAGCAUCCAGAAAACCAGCAACACAGGAGACACCCAUCAAAUGCAACGACCUCUUUAAAGACAAAUCCAUCAGAAGUGUGUUGACUAUAGGAGUGGCUGGAAUUGGGAAAACUGUCUCUGUGCAGAAGUUCAUUCUGGACUGGGCUGAAGGAAGAGCAAAUCAGGAUGUCAUCUUCGUAUUUCCACUUCCUUUUAGGGAGCUGAAUUUGAUGAUGGAGAAAAGGUUCAGUCUGAUGAAUCUGCUUCAUGACUUUUUCCCAGAAACAAAACAACUACAAUUAAUAGACUGUGAUGUUUACAAAGUCAUUUUCAUCUUUGAUGGUCUGGAUGAGUGUCGACUUCCUCUAGAUUUCCAGAACAAUGAGAACUUGUGGGAUGUAACAGAGUCGACCUCAGUGGAUGUGCUGCUGACAAACCUCAUCAAGGGGAAUCUGCUUCCCUCUGCUCUCCUCUGGAUAACCUCUCAACCAGCAGCAGCCAAUCAGAUCCCUUUUGAAUGUGUUGAUCAGGUAACAGAGGUACGAGGGUUCAAUGACCCUCAGAAAGAGGAAUACUUCAGGAAGAGGAUCAUUGAUCAGAGCCUGGCCAAUAGAAUCAUCACACACAUGAAGUCAUCAAGAAGCCUCUACAUCAUGUGUCACAUUCCAGUCUUCUGUUGGAUUACAGCCACGGUUCUAGAGAGAAUGUUGGGUGAAGCAGAGAGUGAAGAGAUCCCCAAGACUCUGACUCAGAUGUUCACACAGUUCCUGAUCUUUCAGAUCAAACACAAGGACAAAAAGUACCAUGGAAACAUUGACACAGAUCCUCAACAGACUAAAAAUACAAUUCUGGCACUGGGAAAACUGGCUUUCCAACAGCUGGAAAAGGGUAACCUGAUCUUCUAUGAGGAAGACCUGAGAGAGUGUGGCAUUGAUGUCAAAGACGUGUCAGUGUACUCAGGAGUGUGUACCCAAAUCUUCAGAGAGGAGUAUUGGCUGCACCUGGGGAAGGUGUUCAGCUUUGUUCAUCUGAGCGCUCAGGCGUUUCUGGCUGCUUUAUAUGCAUUUAUCUCAUUCAUCUCCAACAACAGAAAUGAGCUGGAACAGCAGAGCACUGCAGUCCUACAUGACUUCAAAAGAUCAACCAUGUCUGACUUCCUUAUGAAUGCAGUGGACAAGGCCUUACAGAGUGAGAACGAACAUCUGGACCUUUUCCUCCACUUCCUUCUGGGUCUCUCACUGGAGUCCAAUCAGACUCUCUUACAAGGUCUACUGACACAGACAGGAAGCGGCUCUCACAGCAAAGAGGAAACAGUCAAGUACAUCAAAGAGAAGAUCAGGGAGAAUCCCUCUCCAGAGAAAUCCAUCAAUCUGUUCCACUGCCUGAAUGAACUGAAGGAUCAUUCUCUAGUACAAGAAGUCCAAACAUACCUGAGCAGAGGAGGUGACCGUCAUCUCUUUGGAGCCAGACUCUCUCCUGCUCAGUGGUCAGCUCUGGUGUUUAUGAUGCUGAACUCAGAAGAGGAGCUGGAUGAAUUUGACGUGUGGAAAUAUGACCCAUCUGAGGAAUGUCUACUGAGACUGCUGCCAGUGGUCACAGCAUCCAGAAAAGCUCUGCUAUUUAACUGUGGUAUUACAGAUGAAGGCUGUGCUGCUCUGGCUGCAGCUCUGAGGUCAAACCUCUCAUCACACCUGAGAGAGCUGAAUCUGAAUCUCAAUGAACCAAGAGACUCAGGAGUGAAGCAGCUCUCUGCUCUACUGGAGCAUCCACACUGUAAACUGGAGAAAGUAGAGCUGGAACACUGCAGUAUUACAGAUGAAGGCUGUGCUGCUCUGGCUUCAGCUCUGAGGUCAAACCCCUCAUCACACCUGAGAGAGCUGAAUCUGAACCAGAAUAAUCUAGGAGACUCAGGAGUGAAGCAGCUCUCUGCUCUACUGGAGGAUCCACACUGUAAACUGGAGAAACUAGAGCUGUCUGACUGCCGUAUUACAGAUGAAAGAUGUGCUGCUCUGGCUUCAGCUCUGAGGUCAAACCCCUCAUCACACCUGAGAGAGCUGAAUCUGAACGACAAUAAACCAGGAGACUCAGGAGUGAAGCAGCUCUCUGCUCUACUGGAGGAUCCACACUGUACACUGGAGAAAGUAGAGCUGUAUAACUGCAAUAUUAGAGAGGAAGGCUGUGCUGCUCUGGCUUCAGCUCUGAGGUCAAACCCCUCAUCACACCUGAGAGAGCUGAAUCUGAACUACAAUAAACUAGGAGACUCAGGAGUGAAGCAGCUCUCUGCUGUACUGGAGGAUCCACACUGUAAACUGGAGAAACUAGAGCUAGAUAGCUGCAGUAUUACAGAUAAAGGCUGUACUGCUCUGGCUUCAGCUCUGAGGUCAAACCCCUCAUCACACCUGAGAGAGCUGAAUCUGAACCACAAUAAACCAGGAAACUCAGGAGUGAAGCAGCUCUCUGCUCUACUGGAGGAUCCACACUGUAAACUGGAGAUACUAGAGCUGUAUCAUUGCAGUAUUACAGAUAAAGGCUGUACUGCUCUGGCUUCAGCUCUGAGGUCAAACUCCUCAUCACACCUGAGAGAGCUCAAUCUGAGCUACAAUAAACCAGGAGACUCAGGAGUGAAGCAGCUCUCUGUUCUACUGGAGGAUCCACACUGUAAACUGGAGAAACUAGAGUGA
Messenger RNA from Electrophorus electricus (electric eel), 3133 nucleotides. Its product is annotated as NACHT, LRR and PYD domains-containing protein 12-like. The record is from RefSeq and is a predicted model, not a curated record. Lineage: Eukaryota; Metazoa; Chordata; Actinopteri; Gymnotiformes; Gymnotidae. Gene Ontology annotation, molecular function: protein binding.